Molecule: messenger RNA, 3000 nt
Organism: Menidia menidia (Atlantic silverside)
Lineage: Eukaryota; Metazoa; Chordata; Actinopteri; Atheriniformes; Atherinopsidae
Source: the annotation of a GenBank genome assembly
GAUUUUACCAACAAGGAUUUGUCAGAGACAAACACUCGGUAUAAUAUUAACUGGACAGAUCAAUUCUGAUGUUCUUUUGAACACAAAAGGGAACAUAAGGCUACCGUUUUUUCGUCAUAAAUGAUGAACACACUUAUCAUGAAUGUGUGACACCUGUACUAAACAUUAGGAUGAGUUAGGAUGACUUGCCUCAUGAUGAAUUAUUGUGUAAAACUUUAUUUUGAAAUAGCCAAAUUUCCAAUUUGGCUUGUGAAACAAACUCAUGGACAUGCGUAUCAGCAAACAUACACACACGCACACGAGCAUACACACGCACGCAUAGAUUUAGUUAUAAAGCUGUAGCUUCAGCCCCUGCAAAGCCACACUUUACAGCUCUGCUACAGUGUGAAACUUCACAUCAGAGGACUUCACCCCGGGACAAACAUGGACCUGAACACCAGAACUCUGCUUCUGUGCUUAGCUUUUGCCCUCACAAGGGCAGCACCACUGCAGGACUCAGCAACGGAUGAUGGUCUGCCAGACCGAUGUUCUGGUAUUGAGUUUGAUGCCAUCGCUCCAGAUGACAAAGGAAACACUUUUUUCUUCAAAGGUAAUUAUCUGUGGAAGGGCUUCAACGGUCCAGCUCAGCUCUCCAAUGAGUACUUUAAGAAUCUGAUUGGUCAAGUUGACGCUGGUUUCCGGAUGCACAGCACAGAUAACCCGGAUGACCAUGAUCACGUCUACCUUUUUGUGGAUGACAAGGUAUACAGUUACUUUAACCAAACUCUGGAGGAAGGUUAUCCAAAAGGGAUUCAAGAGGAUUUCGCUGGAGUCCCGACUCACCUGGAUGCGGCUGUGGAGUGUCCCAAAGGCGAAUGCAUGACAGAUUCUGUUCUGUUCUUUAAAGGACAAGAUGUGCAUGUUUAUGAUAUUGCCACAAAAUCAGUGAAGACCAAGACAUGGGCCCAGCUCCCUGCCUGCACUUCCGUUUUCCGCUGGCUGGAGCACUACUACUGUUUCCAUGGACACCAAUUCACCAGAUUCAACCCUGUAUCAGGAGAGGUGAACGGCUCCUACCCCAAGGAUGCACGCAGUUACUUCAUGCGCUGCCCGAACUUUGGUCACGGAGGCGAUUAUAAAGGCCGCAAAUGCAGCGAUGUGAAACUAGACGCCAUCACCACAGACGAUGGAGGCCGAACUUAUUUCUUUGCAGGUCCCAUCUACAUGCGUCUGGACACUCGCCGCGACGGCCUGCACGCCUUUCCAAUAACCAGGACGUGGAAAGAAGUGACAAAUGGCGUGGACGCCGUUUUCUCCUACACUGACAAAAUCUACAUGAUUAAGGAAAAUCAGGUUUACAUCUAUAAGGCAGGUGCUCACUUCACCCUGAUUGAAGGCUACCCUAAAACGGUGGAAGAGGAACUGGGCUUUCAGGGAAAGGUGGAUGCUGCUUUUGUGUGUCCAAAUGAGCACACUGUUCGUGUUAUUCAAGGAAACCAGAUGCGUUCCGUCGACCUCACCGCCACACCCAGGGUUGUAACCCAAGAAGUGCCCUUGCCCGUUUCUGGCAUUGAUGCUGGUCUAUGCGGCUCAGAAGGAAUUAAACUGUUCAAGGGCCCACAGUAUUACCAAUACGACAGCCCUAUGAUACUGGCCAUGGGCAGGAUUGCCGUUCAACUUCAGAAGAUCAGCGCAGAAAUGAUGGGAUACGACGGACAGUAUAAACAAAAGCAGUUCCAUGGCUCCACUGGAAAUUCUUGGUGUGUGGACACUCAGGGACGUGAAAUACCUGGAACCAGAACCGGACCUGGUAAAGACUCUGUAGACUGCAGCAAACUGGAUGACCGUCACUGUGAGCGACACAGAAACAGUCUCGAGGGCACUGCUCCAGGUGGAGCACCUGCACCCGGAUCCUACAUCCCACAGUGUGAUGAAAAUGGACAGUAUCAGCAAAAGCAGUGCCAUGGCUCCACCGGAAAUUGUUGGUGCGUGGACCAUUUGGGACAGGAAAAAGAAGGCACCAGGACUUUACCAGGUGCACCGGCCGUAGACUGCAGCAAACAAGAUGGGCGUGUGUGUCACCACCACAGAGACGGGGUAAAGACUGUGAGCGAUGAUGGAGCUCCUGUGGUUGGAGCUUAUGUACCACAGUGUCAUGAAGAAGGCCAUUAUCUGCCAAAGCAGUGUCAUGGCUCCACUGGAUAUUGUUGGUGCGUGGGUCGUGAUGGGAAAGAAAUUCCAGGCACCAAAACUCCACCUGGGAAACCAUCUGUAGACUGUGACAAACUAGAUGAACUAAAGGGUCAUUGUAAGAGACACAGAGACACAGCAAGUGGCGACCAGGAUGGUGCAACUCAGGUCGGAGGCUACGUACCACAGUGUGACGAGAACGAUGAGUAUACCCCAAAGCAGUGUCACGCCUCUACUGGACAUUGUUGGUGCGUGGACCGUAGAGGACGGGAAAGACCAGGAACCAAGAUUCCUCCUGGAACUCCAGCUAUAGACUGCACCAAAGCCGGUCCCGUGUUCCUGCGUCUGGACACCAGCCAAGGCCUGCGCUCCCUUCCAGUGACCAGGGCAUGGGUGGAUCUGGGCGACCGGGUGGACGCUGCUUACACUCACACUGACAAAAUCUAUCUGAUCAAGGGCGAUCAGGUUUAUGCCUACCAAGUGGAAGCUCCCCACGCUCCGGUUGAUGGCUAUCCCAAAACUGUAAAGGAGGAGCUGGGCCUUCAGGGCCACGUGGAUGCUGCUUUCAUGUGUCCAGAUGAACAAAUCCUUCAUGUCAUUCGAGGGGGGAGGAUGUUUGAUGUUGACCUCACUGCUGCAACUAGGGAAGUUAACAAACAACUUCCCAUCCCGCUGAAGGAUAUCGAUGCUGCUUUUUGUGAUCGAGAUGGAGUCAAAUUAUUCAGGCGCUCAAUCUAUUACAAAUAUUUUUCAGCCAUGGAUUUGGUCACCAGCAGGGUUGCUGUCACGCCUCUUAAGAUCACCUCAGAAAUACUGGAAUGUGAGGAUUAG